Messenger RNA from Melanotaenia boesemani (Boeseman's rainbowfish), 3052 nucleotides. RefSeq names its product gap junction protein, alpha 2 (gene gja2). Gene Ontology annotation, cellular component: connexin complex. The transcript has 3 exons. Bases 423 to 1460 code for a protein of 345 amino acids. NCBI's taxonomy places the organism in Eukaryota, Metazoa, Chordata, Actinopteri, Atheriniformes, Melanotaeniidae. The record is from RefSeq and is a predicted model, not a curated record. Gene Ontology annotation, biological process: cell communication.
UGGCUUCAGAGUUUUCAACACAUGGGAAAGUUUUAAUCUGUGCUCAGAAGACUCAGGAUUAGCUGAGGUGGCUUGUUGUACACUGGGUUUCUGUAAAGUUGGAGUGGAAGUGCAAGCAUCCAGUAGGAUCAUAGAGCAAAACCUAUCUCGGAGAAGCUGAUCUUGGCAUUGCAUUUUUCUUUGUGGUUCAGGUGAACAUGGCCUCUCUGUGAAGUGAAGAAGCUCAGUCUGUGACUCAGAGGGAAAUGCACAUUAACAGAGAACAAGGGCAACUAUCUCUAAUGUAGUGUGGGGAGUACUGUUGGGCACGGUGUCACAAGAUCUACGCCAAGGCCAACAGUCUCACCAAGCCUACUUCAGGGCUUUCUCAUACACACAACCUUUCUCUGUGUUUUCCCAAUAAAGCCAAUAUUUGAGCCACUAUGGGAGACUGGAACUCCUUGGGGAAGCUGCUGGAAAGCGCCCAGGAACACUCCACUGUUGUGGGCAAGGUUUGGCUUACAGUGCUGUUUAUUUUCCGCAUCCUGGUGCUGGGAACUGCAGCUGAGAAAGUGUGGGGUGACGAGCAGUCUGGCUUCACAUGUGACACCAAGCAGCCUGGUUGUCAGAAUGUCUGCUAUGACAAGACCUUCCCCAUUUCCCACAUUAGAUUCUGGGUGAUGCAAAUCAUCUUUGUCUCUACACCCACACUGAUUUACCUGGGCCACAUCCUUCAUCUGGUUCGCAUGGAGGAAAAGGAGAAGCAGAAACUAAAGGAUAAGGAAAACCAGCAGCAGCUACCUACGCAUAAGGCUAAGAAGACCCCAGUUAAAGACAGCCAAGGGCAUGUGCAUUUGCAGGGUGCACUGCUGCGAACCUACGUCUUCAAUAUUAUUUUCAAGACCCUGUUUGAGGUGGCGUUUAUUGUGGCUCAGUACUUUCUGUAUGGGUUUGAGCUCAAACCCAUGUACACCUGUGAUCGCUGGCCUUGUCCGAACAUGGUGAACUGCUACAUCUCCCGACCCACAGAGAAAACGGUUUUCAUCCUUUUCAUGCUGGCUGUGGCCUGCGUUUCCCUUCUGCUCAACCUGGUGGAGAUGUACCAUCUUGGUUUCAAAAAAUGCCACCAGGGUCUUCGUUACAGACGUUCGCAGGCUUCAUGUGAGGCUCCCAAGGCCCUAAAUGAGGCGGUCAUGCCCUUUGUUCCAAACUACACCUACUAUAAUGGUCAUGCUUCAGUGCCUGAACCUUUCCCUGCAGAACCUAACCCUGCUUACAGCCCCUACAACAGCAAAGCGGUUUCCAAGCAGAACAGAGACAAUAUGGCUGUAGAGAGGAAAGGCAGAGCAGAGGGAGAUGAUUCUGAGAAGACAAAACCCUCUGGUCCUGUCUUUGAGUCUCCUGUUGAAAAUCAGCGUAGAAACAGCCAGUCAAGCAAGCACAGCAACAACAAGAGCAGAUUGGAUGACCUGAAGAUCUAAAGACAUUCUGUCUUUUAAUUUAAGAUUCAGGAAAAUAGGAGAUGCCACUAAAGCAUGCAAAAAUAUAUUUAAUGAGUGUGGAACACAUUUCAGAAAAAAAGUAAAAUACCAGAAAACAGAUCGGAGCAUUCAUGAGUUGUAUGUCAAGAGGCAGAACAUGUGUUGAGAAGAAUUUUUUGGAACUCCCCAGCUAACAGGAGUUGGUAAUGUGAGUCACAACUACAUACAAGGGAUGAGCAACUCUGGACCUCAAGGACCAAUCUCCUGCAGGUUUAAGAUGUUUCCCUGUUCCAACAAACCAAACCCCUUCAUCCUCUGAAUGUGGACUGUUUUAAAUUUUGCUGUGAGACUGGGUUGAAUCAGAAAUAAACUUGAGAGAUCAGAGGCUGCACUAAAAAGCAGUAUCAGAAUCAGAAUGUCUUCAUUGUCACCGUACACUGUACGAACAAACUGAGAGUGCAGUCUUUUAUGUGCAGUCAAAUAAAAUAAAGCAGCAACAGCACUGAAACAGAUUAAAUAAAUACAUAACAACCAAAUAAAUAAAUAAAGAAAAAAAUUUAUCACAGAUAUGAAACUGUAUUAAGUGUUGUUUUGGCUCUUUCAUAAAAACUGUUCUCAAGUCUGUUUGUUUUGGCCCUCAGAGCCCAUUAGCUUUUACUUAAAGCAAUAAAUGCCCUCCAGGAAGGGCAGGCGCCCAAAACGUAACAACUUUUUAAGGAACAGCUUCUGGUGUGAGGACUAUACUUAUUUAUCUUACAUUUUCAGUCCAGCACCCCGCAUUACUCUGCUCGGAUUUGCGUGUUAUCUUCACCUGUUUUAUCCAUUUUAACCCUGACAAUGGACAUGUUGCAAUGAUGUUGAGCACCGUUCCUCGAGGUCAGCUGGCUUUUAGGCUUUAAAUACGUCCCAGCUCCAACCCACCUGAUUCCAAUUAAAUGAGUCUUCUCAACUUGUCACGUUCUGCCCAAGUCUGUUAAUGACACAUGAGUCUGAGUCAGGCAUAUAGAAGCAGGAAACAUGUAAAACAUGAAAAACAGUAGCCUUUGAAGAACCAGAGGUGGCAUAGCAGUACCAUGAUAGUUAUCAAUGCAAUUACUCCAGGUUUUGUGACUAAUUCCAGUAAUUUAUUUCGAGCAAGAUUAAAAGCAACACAGCUGCAGCAGCCAAGGCUGACAGUAAAACUAACAGAAAAAGGAGAAGGUCAGCAGUCAGCAUCCUUUUUUCACUGCUUGCAGUGAGAAUGUGAAAGUUAAUGUAUAAGCUUAUAAAUAUCACUGUCACACACUAAUGUACACAUAUGCAUCAGCUAGCCUCAAUACAUUUACUAGAAAGCUAUUAUGGUUCCCUGUGAGGGACUGAGGCCAAGGAUGAAGAGAGCACAGGAGGUUUUUUAAAGAAAAAAACUUUUUCUAUUUAAUUUACAAGAAGAAAACAAAAAUUAAAAUUCCAAAAUAAGUGUUCUGGGCCCAUUAAAGAGGUCAAAUAAACAGAACAUCAACAUAACUGAAAGCUAAAUGACUUGUCACAAUGACACAGACUUUAUGCUGCCUGGUCAAACCAUUUGACAUAUAAGGGCAACAUAAAAUAACGAU